CUGAACACAUCAGAAGAGGUUUUUUGGUGUACCUGUAGCCUAAAAGAUUAACAUGUCUGUAUUCGGGAAGUUAUUUGGUAGUGGGGGGAAAGGAGGAAAAGCCCCCAAUCCACAAGAGGCGAUUCAGAAACUCCGAGAGACAGAGGAGAUGUUAAUGAAGAAACAAGAAUUUCUAGAGAAAAAGAUAGAGCAGGAACUCAUUGUAGCAAAGAAAAAUGGCACGAAAAACAAACGAGCCGCCCUACAGGCUCUGAAGAGGAAGAAACGCUAUGAAAAGCAACUGACCCAAAUCGACGGUACUCUUUCCACCAUCGAGUUUCAGCGUGAGGCUCUGGAGAAUGCCAACACCAACACUGAGGUGCUGAAGAACAUGGGCUUCGCUGCCAAGGCCAUGAAGAAUGCCCACCAAAACAUGGACAUUGAUAAAGUCGACGACCUCAUGCAGGACAUCACUGAACAGCAGGAGCUAGCCCAGGAGAUUUCAGACGCCAUCUCUAAACCUGUUGGCUUCGGGGAAGAUUAUGACGAGGAUGAGCUGCUGGCUGAGCUAGAAGAAUUGGAACAAGAGGAACUAGACAAAAACCUGCUGGAGAUCGGAGGCACAGAAAAUGUCCCAUUGCCCAAUGUGCCUGCAAAUCCAUUACCCUCAAAAACAGGUCUGAACAACCUCUGGGCUUCAUACAAGAGCAGCAGCGUGAACAGUAGAAGAGAGGAAGAGGAUGAAGAUGACAUGGAGGAGCUUAAGGCUUGGGCUUUGUGAAUUCAACAGCAAAAAUCCACUAUGGACAGAAAAGACAGGACUUUCUGAUUUCUCUUUAUAAUGUGAUGUUCAGACAGAUCUGAACAUGCUCUGAAAGUUGACACUACAAAAUCACAUUCUCAAAAAGCCUGUUGAAAUCAGCAAGUCCAAGUGGCCCAACAGACAGGAACAGAGCUACUGCUGGAAUAGGCAGGGCAGGGUAGGGGCGUGGUGUAAAAUAAUCUCUCAAAAUGAAAAAUCAACCUGUCUCUAAUUCAGUGAUA
Messenger RNA from Chanos chanos (milkfish), 1023 nucleotides. It is a transcript of the gene chmp4bb, whose product is annotated as charged multivesicular body protein 4Bb. Lineage: Eukaryota; Metazoa; Chordata; Actinopteri; Gonorynchiformes; Chanidae. Gene Ontology annotation, biological process: late endosome to vacuole transport via multivesicular body sorting pathway; vesicle budding from membrane. The transcript is spliced from 5 exons. Bases 53 to 760 code for a protein of 235 amino acids. Gene Ontology annotation, cellular component: multivesicular body; ESCRT III complex; cytoplasmic side of plasma membrane. The record is from RefSeq and is a predicted model, not a curated record.